AUGGAUACAUACAACAAAGCUUUGAACAUUUUGAUGAAAUCCCCUGUCACGGAUGACAUGAUCCAAUUUUUGACACAUGCCACUUUGCAAGUGAUGCCAAAUAAUACCGCUUACCCAAGUCCUCCAGGUUCUCCAAAAAAGAGUCGUCUACCUUCUCUAAGAACUUUCAUCACCAAAUUGGUCAGAUACACUAAUGUCUACACCCCAACUUUACUAUCUGCUGUAUGUUAUUUGAAUAAAUUGAAACGUAUCCUGCCAAAGGAUGCAAAGGGUUUGCCAUCUACAAUCCAUAGAUUGUUUUUAGCUUGUUUAAUCAUUAGUGCUAAAUUCCACAAUGACUCUACUCCAUUGAACAAACACUGGGCUAAAUAUACCGAUGGUUUAUUCUCCUUAGAAGAUAUCAAUUUGAUGGAAAGACAGCUGUUACAAUUGUUGAAAUGGGAUUUAAGACUCUCUAAUGAGGAUUUGAUCCUGGAUUUACAAUACUUGUUAGAACCAAUUAAACAACAUAUUGAAAUCACCACUAGACAAAAGAAAAAGAUGCUAGCUUUCAAGAAACAACAACAAAAGCAAGAAGUUUACAAACAUAUGAGAAACUUAUCUGUCUCUUCGAACUUGUCUUCUUCGACUCUGGUAAACAGCACAUCUUACGAAGAUUUGAAAUGCCCAUCACCUUACAAUAACAAGUCUACUAGUAGAUCUAGUAGUAAUGGUUCAAUUAAGCAGAUCGAUAUAUGGCAUGACAACAAUAUGCCAAACGAUCUAAGUUGGAAUCUAGAAAAUCAUCCUGUGGCUAUCGCCUCCCACAACUACUAA
This is a messenger RNA of Maudiozyma barnettii, 816 nucleotides long. Its product is annotated as cyclin family protein. The record is from RefSeq and is a predicted model, not a curated record. Gene Ontology annotation, biological process: regulation of cyclin-dependent protein serine/threonine kinase activity. NCBI's taxonomy places the organism in Eukaryota, Fungi, Ascomycota, Saccharomycetes, Saccharomycetales, Saccharomycetaceae. Gene Ontology annotation, cellular component: nucleus; cyclin-dependent protein kinase holoenzyme complex. The transcript has a single exon. Bases 1 to 816 code for a protein of 271 amino acids. Gene Ontology annotation, molecular function: protein kinase binding; cyclin-dependent protein serine/threonine kinase regulator activity.